AUGGCGAGUUAUACAACAACUACAGAUGUACAAAAAAGUGGUCAAGCACCGAUUGAUUUAAUUGACGAAAUUGUACGACCUAAGAGAUUUCCACCGUUAAUAUUAAAUGGCCACUGGUUAAAAGAUGGGAAUGCAACCUUAUUUAAUGACGGCUCAACAGUGAAGAUUUUUUUGAAUGGUGAUAGGAUCCCAUCGACGGUGUUUGGUGGUCCGCUCGUAAACGACGAAUACGAGUUUUAUAACGCACACUUUCACUGGGGAGAGGACGAUUGUAGGGGCGCUGAGCACACGAUCAAUGGUACUUGGUUUUCCAUGGAAAGCCACAUAGUGCAUUGGAACCGAAAAUAUCUCACUUUUGAAGAAUGUUUAAGACACCGAGAUGGUCUUUGCGUGUUGGCCUAUUUAUUUUUGGUCCAACCGGGAUCUUGUCAAUGGAAUAACGUCAGGUUUGAUAAAAUCUCCGAAAAUUUGCAAUAUGUUCAGAAUGCUGGCUCAGAAAUAAAAAUUCCAUCAAAUUCUUUAUCUUGGAUGAGAAUAGCAACAAAUUGUCCAAAUUAUUAUACUUACUUGGGAUCCUACAAUACAGAUACUGAUGAGCAUAGUAACGAAACGGUUAGAUUCAUACAACAAUUAGCUAAAACUGAUGGCAAAUUGGAAUCACCAAUUAAUUUGAAUAUCAGUUAUAUGAAAGUCGUGAAAUUGAAUCCUGUACAAUGGCUCAAUUACAAUGUCAUGCCAAAGAAAAUGAAACUCACGAACAGCGGCUACACUGUGAUUCUUAGUGCAACAUGGCAUGCAGAAGAGCCGUAUUUGUGUGAUGGCCCAUUCGUCGGUAAUUAUAUUUUUUCGCAGCUCCAUUUCCAUUGGGGUAAAACCGAUAUGAACGGUAGCGAACAUUAUGUCGACGGUGGAAGCAUGCCAAUGGAAUUGCACGCGGUGCAUUAUAAAAGUGAUUACGAGACUCAAGUAGCAGCUCUUCGUCAAAAUGGUGGAAUUACUAUUCUAGUAUAUUUAUUUCAGCUUCAGGUAUCUCCUAAUCCACUUUUGGAUGAUAUCGUGAAAGCAUUACCCUUUAUCCAGACGGCUCACUCUUCCGUUCGUUUAGUGCCUUUUCCCAUAACAAAUAUUAUGCGAUGCUUUCAACAUGAUUACUUCGUGUAUUGGGGCUCUAUAACAAUGACAAAUAUCAAAAAUAGCAUACUUUGGCUAAUAAACAGAGAACCAUUAGGAAUAUCCAUCGAGCAAAUCGCGGAGUUUCGCACACUAUACGACGAACAUAGAAUGCCAAUUUUGACAAAUUGUCACCCAUUGAAAGAUAGAGGUGAUAGAAACGUUUUCCAUGUAUGUCCUAGUGGAUCCAUGUAUGCAACACUUCGACGCAUUCCACAUAAUUCUAGUGAUUCAUCUAUUGUUCAAGACGACAUCGAUGAUAAACAAUGAUGAAAUACUAUAUUAUAUAAUUAUAAUAUAUAUAGAUAUAUAUAGAUAUAUUAUUAUAAGAGAGACACACAUAGAUUUCUCUUAUAAAUUCGUUAUUACAAUUAUUUAUAAAUAUAGAGUGCAAGAUCCCUCAUAACAUGCUUUUGUUUAAUUUAUUUUACUUUUAGUCUUGUAAAGUUUUGCAAAGUAUUCUUUAGUUU
Messenger RNA from Formica exsecta, 1640 nucleotides. RefSeq names its product carbonic anhydrase 5A, mitochondrial-like. Bases 1 to 1440 code for a protein of 479 amino acids. The record is from RefSeq and is a predicted model, not a curated record. The transcript is spliced from 11 exons. Gene Ontology annotation, cellular component: cytoplasm. Gene Ontology annotation, molecular function: zinc ion binding; carbonate dehydratase activity. Lineage: Eukaryota; Metazoa; Arthropoda; Insecta; Hymenoptera; Formicidae.